AUGAUAACAUUUGGCGCUGGUAACUCUUCAUCGGCGCUAGAAGAUACAGGGGAAGUGAGAAGCAUCUGCGAAAGUAUAUGCAGCGAUGGGUCCAAUGCGACCGUCCAGCCUGGGGGCUCUAACCAGAGGCCUCGCAUGGAUAUAGCGUGUGUUCUUGAUGUGACCCAAACUUUGAACCUUGCCCAUAGAAAAAGGGCUUUAGAAGAAGUACGAUUGGCGUCUGAACUUGUCAAUGCUAAUUUGCAUCACAUACAUUUUGAGAAGCUGGAUUUCGGUGAAACAAAUGUUCUGGACACCUUCUACAAUGCAGAUGUGGCACUGGUUGAUCUCAGUGUGCAGUUGCAGCAAAGCUCUUUGCUGUACCAUCUUGGAGUUAGAGAGAGCUUUGAUAUGAAGGAGAAUGUUCUAUUAUACAAUGAUGUUGAUGCAGACUCCACAUUAAGGCUUAAGUUAUCACUACCCAACUUCCUGUUCGUCUCGUACAAAUUGACGGAUGCUGGUACUUGCGUGACUACCAACCCUGCUGCAACAAAAUUUAAGGGCGAAGACGCAGCGGACCCUAAGCAACAUCUGACUUUGAGAUUGAAGAAUAUAUUGCAAGAUGUUGAGGUACAAACCAAAGCACACCUGCAAGAGAAAUUCCUAUCAGAUCUUCGGAAAGCUCGUGAAAUAUACAGCGGACAAGAACUUGCAAAUGUUCUUCACGCGAUGCGACGAAGGUUGGAUGAUCCUGCCGUUCUUUCUGGAGAUACUAUCCUUAGCAUGCUCAUAUCGUUCCGUGAGAUACAGGAUUAUGAUGCGAUCGUGCAAGUGGUCGACGAUCUCAAGACCAUCAUGAACAGGAAAAAUUAUGUGAACAUGCCUAUUAUAAGGUUCAUGUAUGCCUUCGCUAUGAAUAGACGAAACAAGGAAGGUGAUAGAGAAAAUGCUCUUAAAGUAUGCGUCAAAGCAUUAGAGAAGAAAGAAAAUAGAUUUCCUGAUAUGUUGUGUUUGUGCGGUCGCAUUUACAAAGAUAAGUUUGUUGAAUCGCAGCACUCGGAUAAGGAAAGUCUGAAUAAUGCUAUUCAUUGGUACAGACAAGGCUUCGAAGUACAGCCGAAUGAGUAUGCCGGCAUUAAUUUGGCAACACUUUUAGCUAUAGCUGGAAAUGAUUUCAAGAACUCGGAAGAGUUACAACACAUAGGCAUGGUACUAAAUCAUUUAAUAGGUAAGAAAGGCAGUCUAUCAUCAUUAAAAGACUAUUGGGAUGUUGCAACGUUUUUCGAGAUCUCAGUGUUGGCCCAAGACUAUGUAAAAGCGAUACAGGCAGCGGAAUGUAUGUUCAAGUUGAAACCACCGAACUGGUACCUUAAGUCUACUAUAGGAAAUAUUGAACUUAUAGAUAGAUUUCGGAAGAGUGAAGAAGUAACGCCAGAACAACAGGUGUUCUCAUUUUGGAUGGAAUAUUUUGUAGAAGCCACUAAGAGCAGCUGUGAAAAUGUUAUUAGGUUUCCUGUGUUAAUAUUAGAAACAACUAAAGUGUAUGUGCCUUCUUACGUGAACGUGAAUAUGGGCGCGGAACAGAAGUCUGUAGAAAUUCUAAAUCUGUGUUUAGAAUCAAUGCGUGGACAGUGCCGGCAAGUCCAUCGUUGGUUAUUCACCUCGGAUAUGAUUAGGAGCUACAGUUUAUACAAACGAGAUGAGCGCUGUUUGUUCCUGUACGUGAGCGAAAAUUCCGACGACUUUCAAAUCUUUUUGUCGUCACAGUCAUGUCGGGAACGCUUACACGAUCUACUUGGAGAACUCACUGCAGACCACGAAAAGGUUACCGACCUCGAUACUAGUGGCAUGCAAGAUCAACUGAAGUUCGAGUACGAGCUGGACGACUUCAACAAGCGCGUGGUGCUGGGCAAGGGCACGUACGGGGUGGUGUACGCGGCGCGCGACCUCAACACGCAGGUGCGCAUCGCCGUCAAGGAGAUCCCCGAGCGGAACCUCGGCGACGUGCAGCCGCUGCACGAGGAGAUCCUGCUGCACUCGCAGCUGCGCCACAGGAACAUCGUGCAGUAUUUAGGCUCAAUAUCAGAAGACAAUUAUUUCAAGAUUUUCAUGGAACAAGUACCUGGAGGAUCGCUCUCAGCAUUACUACGUUCUAAAUGGGGACCGUUAAAAGAAAAUGAAGCAACUAUAGCAUAUUACACAAAACAAAUUUUAGAAGGUCUAAAAUACCUCCACGAUCAGAAAAUCGUCCACCGCGACAUAAAAGGUGACAACGUGCUGGUGAACACGUACAGCGGAGUGGUGAAGAUCUCGGACUUCGGCACGUCCAAGCGCCUCGCGGGGCUGUGCCCCUCCACCGAGACGUUCGCGGGCACGCUGCAGUACAUGGCGCCCGAGGUCAUCGACAAGGGCCAGCGCGGCUACGGCGCUCCCGCUGACAUUUGGUCUUUAGGCUGCACAGUUGUAGAAAUGGCUACAGGAAAUCCACCUUUCAUCGAACUCGGGUCUCCGCAAGCUGCUGUUUUCAAGGUGGGAUACUACAAAAUGCAUCCAGAAAUUCCUCACGAGUUGUCAAACAAGGCUAAGAACUUUAUUCUGCGGUGUUUCGAAGCAAAACCAGAGGAACGAGCAACUGCUGCCGAACUCUUAGAAGACCCUUUCCUUUGCGAAAAGAAGAAGCCUACAAGUAGAUUAGGCAGCAACAUGGACUACAGUCGUAGCAUAUCCGUACCAGCAGAUAAAGCACGUCCCAUCACUGCACACAAGAAAAUUUCGGAGCCUAGUAUAGCUUCUAACCUGCCCAGUUCACCAGAAAUCGAGGUGAAAACGAUCCGGUCUAACCCGACAAUCACUAGGACAGCCUCGUCGAUGCUCUCACCGAUACUGAUAUACCCACCGGAUUUGUCUAAUAGCAGUACAAUGCCCAACACGCCAUCCACAGAUGAGAUGGACAAUAAUGACACGCUGCUAAACAGACGGAGUUCUUCAGGUGGUCUAUUAUCUCCAGAGGUGGACAUGCCCAAUGUGUCUCGGUCUUCAAUUGACGUGGAACACGACGGGUUCUACCUACUGAAGAAGGACUCACAACGCCGCCUGACCCUGUCACGGGUACUAGAACAAGACGCAGAGACUAUUUGUAACAAGUGGAUGCUCAGCAUUACCCAGGAUUUCGGUACUACAGUGUUGACUAUGAACCAUCUAGAAACUCUACGUUGUGCUCUAAAAGAUUACAUCAUGGAUCAGAAUAAAGCAGUCAUAGAGCAGGCUAUCACAACCUUAAAAGAGGAACUAGAUUUCGACUCCAACGCGAUUAAUGAAUUACAUUCAGCUAUAUACAUGUUCCAAGAGGCUGUGAACGCGGUGUUGAGAAUGCAUAGUAUCAAACCUCAUUGGAUGUUUGCGUUGGACAAUCUAGUGAGGAAUGCUGUGCAGGCCGCUAUCACUGUUUUGUCACCAGAACUGGGUGCAAAUCUGGCCGGUCAAGAUUCUGGCGGUCGGAGAUCGGGUCCGGUAGCUGCUGACACAACACCAUCUGCAAUGUCGUCCGCUGCAUCUGCAAGAGACACGCAUUCGUUGCACGCGUUGAGACUUGAGAACCACAAAUUACAUCAGGAGUUAUUAGAUAGUUACCAGCAGUAUCAGAGUUUAUUGCGACAAAUGCUUGAAGAACAGAAGACGCAAACUAUGAUAUUGAGAGAAUUAGUUGAGAAGAAGACACGGGACAGCACGCCGGAGGGUGCGGUGGAGGUGGCGGGGGAGGAGAGCGCGGAGGAGUGCGCGGAGGAGGCGGGGCGCGUGCGCGCGUGGGUGGCGGCGCGCGCGCUGCCCGGCGCCGUGGCGCGCGCGCUGCUGCGCCAGCGCUACUCGCUCGCCGACCUGCUGCACCACGCGCAACGCGAGGACGUCGCGCGCCUGGGGCUGCCAGGUGGCAUAGAACUUCGACUUUGGCGCGCAAUCCAGGAACACCGCUUGCACAACAGUCCGGCACACCUGCGACGGACGAGUAGCACCGAAACAGACAUAGACAACAACAGUAUCGUUGUCGUCGAGUGUAACCGCUGCAAGGCAACACGACGGACCUUAUCUAACAACUCGUCGUGCUCCAACAACCCCACAGUAGUGAUAAGAGAUCAGCAGAUGAAUGGAAACGACUCGGUAGCUGACUAUUAUAGAGAGAACGGAGACGUCAACCUUUGA
Messenger RNA from Arctia plantaginis, 4176 nucleotides. Lineage: Eukaryota; Metazoa; Arthropoda; Insecta; Lepidoptera; Erebidae. The record is from the annotation of a GenBank genome assembly.